UUCAAGUCAGGUCAUUAUUACUCUUUUCGUAUAUGUUGCGAAUAAAAAGCCGUCAGCAUUUUUUAGGCAGAGAUUGUCAUCUCCAUUCAGCUUCUGGGUUUGUUCUUCGUGUUCUAACUCUGUUUGGCUGCUGAGAAAGGUUAAGAAAGCUCGGGAAUUUGCUCUCUGUAAAGUUGCUCCUAUCGUCAUUCUCCUUUUUUUGCUUUUGUCUCAUGGAUUCUGUAUCUUAAGUAGCUUCUUUAACUGUUGAUCGAUCUGGCUUUUCGGAGGAAAAUCUUCUGGGUCUCACUUGACUGAGAAAAGGGACUUUUAACUACUUGAGCUCUGCAACCUAGUUUUCCCGGGUAUUUGUUGAUCUGUCAGUUAAAAUUUACUGGUUUUGCAACAUGGGUACAUGAAAUUUUCCCAGAUGGGUGGAGGUCUCAAAGAGGAUGUUCGGGAGGAAUUGGCUUCUCCAUCAAACCCUGCUCGAACCCUAGUUCUGGUUGGGCGUACUGGCAACGGGAAAAGCGCCACGGGCAACACUAUUCUUGGAAAGAAGGCGUUUACAUCAGAACUUAGAUCAGUAGGCGUUACCAGCACAUGUGAAUCACAUGGACUUAAACUAGAAGAUGGUCAGAUCAUCAAUGUAGUCGACACUCCUGGAUUGUUUGAUUUGUCUACUGGUAUCGGGUUUCUGAGCAAAGAGAUUGUCAGAUGCAUAACUCUUGCCGAAGGUGGAAUCCAUGCCGUGCUGUUAGUUUUCUCAGUUAGGAGUCGGCUAACUGAAGAGGAGCAGUCUGCGCUCCGUCAUUUGCAGGAACUCUUUGGCCCUAAAAUUGUUGACUAUAUGAUUGUUGUUUUCACCGGAGGUGAUGAGUUGGAGGAAUGUGACAAGAAACUGGAGGAGUAUUUGGCUGAGGGUCACCCCGAGUUCCUGAAGGAAGUUCUUGCGCACUGUGACGGUCGAAUAAUCUUGUUUGAUAACAAGACUAAAGACGAAGGCAAGAAAGCCAAGCAAGUCCAAAAUCUUCUCAAACUUGUUGACUCUGUCGGGAGGCGGAAUGGCGGAAAACCGUACACGGAUGAGUUGUUCAGGGAAGCACAGGAAGAGGUGAUCAAACUCCGUGAUCAGCGAAGGGAGGUUGAAUCAUUGAGGGGCAAUUCAGAACAAAAGCUACCGAAGUUGAAGAUACAGUUCAAAAAGAAUGAAUCGCAGCUCAGCCAAAACAUAGAGAGGGUGGAGAGAAAGCUGGAAGACACAACGAGGAGGCUUGAGAAGCAACUGGAAGAAGAAAAAACUGCAAGGAUUGAAGCAGAAAAGAGAGCGGACAAGUUCAAAAAGCAGUCCAAAGAUGAGAUUAAGAUGCUGAGAGAGAAGCUGGAGAAGGCUGAGAAACAAGGAACUUGCAUCAUCCUCUGAGAUUUCAUGAAAGAUUUUAUUUCGCGGUGGUGGUUUAUGUCGUUAGUCAAUGUCCAAGAAAGUAGUGGCAAUGCCUUCUUCUCUCGCAGAAGAAUCCGGUCGUCCUUCGAAUCCAGCGACCAGUUCGUCUUGUCUUCUUGCAAUUUUGUGUUCUGUUUUCUCUGGUUUCCUGGGUCCAUGUCAAGUUUUCAUCUUGCUGCCACUUGGACAAUUGAUGGUUCUUAGAUGGCUCUGAUUUCAUCCACGAAAUCAUGGGUCGGCCCCAGAAAUAAGCGUUUCAGACGGCAUACAGUAGUUAAGGUUGUCGAGAUUGUUUGACGUUUGUUCGG
Messenger RNA from Tarenaya hassleriana, 1731 nucleotides. Its product is annotated as immune-associated nucleotide-binding protein 8-like. Bases 395 to 1402 code for a protein of 335 amino acids. Gene Ontology annotation, molecular function: GTP binding. Lineage: Eukaryota; Viridiplantae; Streptophyta; Magnoliopsida; Brassicales; Cleomaceae. The transcript is spliced from 6 exons. The record is from RefSeq and is a predicted model, not a curated record.